CACACGUGCCAUAGGUUGCCCACCGCUGGUCUGGAGUAUGGGAAGGAUGUAAAGUAGAGCAUGCAGGAGGUGAGAAAGGACAGGGCCUCAAAACUCUACUGAAGAGUAUGUCAGGAAGAGAAAGAAAUGGGACAUCAGGGCCUAAAUCAUAAAGCUUGAGGGAGUUAAGAACAAUUUGAGGGGAAAGUGGGUGUGAGGCAGGACAGGAGCCUUACAUUCUCUCAGGGGAACAUGCGGAUGUGUGGCAGAUGAAUCUUGGGCAUCAAAACCCCUGUCCUACACAAAGGUGUGAGAAGGAAGCAUCUAGGACAUCACGUUCCCUCCUGGGGAGCAUGUGGGACGGCGGGUGUGAGACGAGGAAAGCGCCACACUGGAAGGGAAGCUCAGGCAGCGGAAGCUGCUGGGUUGUGCCUGCAAUCGGUGCGUUGCCCCUUUAAUUGUGUCCCCAGCCCUCGGGCGUCUCUGUCCAACGCCCACGUCAGCAAAUACCUUUUGUUUCUCUCACGUUCGGGCUUCCAUGGUUUGGGGCGGCGGGACCCGCAAAUUGCAUUGAAGCGGCAAAAAGCCCCAGCCCAGAGGUUUGGGGAUCCCGCACCCACCUCCCGCUGUCCCCGGCUCAGCAGCUGCAGCCUGCGGAACCCAGCCGAGCAACGCUUCCUGUUACCCUUUUUUGGAAUGGAGAUAUCUUCCCAUCAGUUUCAUCUCCUGCAGCAACUAAAUGAGCAGCGCAAGCAAGACUUAUUCUGUGACUGCUGUAUUCUGGUUGAGGGGAAGGUCUUCAAAGCACAUCGAAAUGUGCUGUUUGCCAGUAGUGGUUAUUUCAAAAUGCUCCUUUCCCAGAGCUCAAAGGAGACAAAUCAGCCAACCACAGCUUCCUUCCAGGCAUUUUCUCCUGACACAUUUACAGUUAUUCUGGAUUUUGUGUAUUCUGGCAAACUCUCUCUCACUGGCCAGAAUGUCAUUGAGGUCAUGUCAGCUGCUAGUUAUCUUCAGAUGACUGAUGUUAUUAGUGUUUGUAAGACUUUCAUUAAGUCAUCACUGGACAUCAGUGAGAAGGAGAAGGAUAGAUAUUUCAGCCUGUCAGACAAAGAUGUAAAUUCCAAUGGUGUGGAACGCUCAUGCUUGUAUGGUGCUGAUUGGAGAACAGAGAACAGUUCCCCGCAUUCUCACUUAAAUCCUGAUCAAGGGACUUGUGUGAUGAGUGGAAAUGCUUGGAGCAAUUUCAGCUACUAUCCAACUUCUCAAAGAAAUGCGCAGCAGCUGGCCAAACAUGACCAAAGGCAGGAUUCCAUUAAAAAAACUAGACAUUUAGGAUUGCAACAAUCUUCUGAUAUUCUCCAUUAUAAAUCAAGCAAGCUUGAAGACCGAUCCUCAGACCCCCCUAGCCACGUUUCUCAAUCUGAGGAGGAAGUCCAAAUUGACACAGAAAUUGACUCUGCCCAUGCUGGGUAUCAGUAUGGUCAGGGGUCUGACGUGAUGCCAAGGAGCUUGGGUGUGGCACAGCAAGACCAUGAAUCACCCCAUUCUUCUAGCAAGUCAAAGUCCUCAAAAGCAGAUGAGCAAUAUGGCAACAUGCCCUCAAUUUUAGGUGUAAUGGGAAGCUGGGCUGAAGAUGAUCUGCCCAGGAUGAGAUUCAAGUGCCCAUUCUGCACUCAUGUGGUGAAGCGAAAAGCAGACCUAAAGCGCCACCUUCGUUGCCAUACAGGAGAACGACCUUAUCCAUGUGAGGCAUGUGGGAAAAGAUUUAGCAGGCUAGACCAUCUAAGUAGCCAUUUUCGAACAAUUCAUCAGGCCUGUAAGCCAAUCUGCAGAAAGUGUAAGCGCCAUGUGACUGAGCUGACGGGACAAGUGGUGCAAGAGGGGACAAGACGUUACAGACUCUGUAAUGAGUGUCUGGCUGAAGCUGGUAUAGACAGCAUCCGCAUUGACUUGGAGGCUGAACCACAGCUUGAAUUUCCACAAGAAGGGGAUAAAGAUUCCAGGUGGCACUACAGUGAAGACAACAGAUCUGAUGUGGAGAUUGUGGAGGAUGGGUCUACUGACUUGGUCAUCCAACAGGUUGAUGAUAGUGAAGAUGAAGCAGAAGAACAGGAAGUAAAGCCAAAUAUUAGGUAGUUGUGAGUGAACUGAGAA
Chelonoidis abingdonii (Abingdon island giant tortoise) is the source of this 2133-nucleotide messenger RNA. RefSeq names its product zinc finger and BTB domain-containing protein 8A-like. NCBI's taxonomy places the organism in Eukaryota, Metazoa, Chordata, Testudines, Testudinidae. Gene Ontology annotation, molecular function: RNA polymerase II cis-regulatory region sequence-specific DNA binding; protein binding; DNA-binding transcription factor activity, RNA polymerase II-specific. Gene Ontology annotation, biological process: regulation of transcription by RNA polymerase II. The record is from RefSeq and is a predicted model, not a curated record.